Zasmidium cellare ATCC 36951 is the source of this 987-nucleotide messenger RNA. RefSeq lists its product as uncharacterized. The transcript has a single exon. Bases 1 to 987 code for a protein of 328 amino acids. Lineage: Eukaryota; Fungi; Ascomycota; Dothideomycetes; Mycosphaerellales; Mycosphaerellaceae. The record is from RefSeq and is a predicted model, not a curated record.
AUGGCGACAAUCACACCACCCACAUUCCCCCACUGGCUCCACGAGCCCGCGCGCGUCCUCCUCCUGCGCUGCAACAACAUCCGUCCCGCCAACGAGCCGACCUUCACCACCCUCGAGCUCCAACUGUUCCUCACCGCCGCCAACCUCACCACGCUCCUCCUGGGCAAGGUGCCCGACUCCACCACCUGGACUGCCCCCAGCGUCGUGCUCGCCGCCGACGAGACCCGCCUCCUGAGCGACAUCGCGCUGGAGGUGCUCAACAACGCCAUCGAGGAGAGGGUGCUCCCCGACCUGCAGUUCCUCGACCACGCGAGCCCGAAGCCGACGAUGGAGAUUGCGCAGCCUGGCAAGCUGGUUGUCAAGGCGUUCCUCUCCACUGCGACACCGAAGCUCGACGAGGAGGUUGUGGUCCAUGCCGAUGAGGCCUUCGAGGAGACUCGCUGGGUGGCUGUUGUGGACGAGAACCCGACGGGAAAUCAUCUGGAGAGGUAUCUUGCGCCGGGAAAGAUGGCCAUCACGCGAGAUCUGCUCGGCAGGUUCGCAGGCAAAUUCCAACAGGUCGUCCAAGGCGGAGGACCGGCGUUGCGGGAGCUGGUCAGCAACACCAUCAAGACGACCAUCAAGCUCCAACAACUCGACCUCGGCGGCGAGAAUAUCACGCACACGCUCAUCGUGUGGGAUCGCAAUGUUCCGGAUGUCCUGUACCUCAUCAAAGCCAACGCAGAGUUGAUGGCUCAGGUUCGGCAGCAAGAAUUGAGGGAGGUUCAGAGCAUUGUGGCGGUUCCGGGCGGGGAGUAUGCGGUGAAGAGGUACUGGGUCGCGGGCGCUCUUGUGGGAGGGUCGAUUUUGCUGGAUGGGAGGUACUGUUCGCGUGGCAUGGUUGGAGAGGGAUGGAGAGUGGCGAUUGAGUGGAUUCAGGUGACGAAGGGGAUGAGGUUGGGGGGUGUGGGAGUGCCGGGGCAGGCCCAGGCCCAGGCGCAGGGAUGA